Messenger RNA from Tetrapisispora phaffii CBS 4417, 2280 nucleotides. RefSeq names its product ankyrin repeat domain-containing DHHC palmitoyltransferase family protein. Gene Ontology annotation, molecular function: protein binding; palmitoyltransferase activity. Gene Ontology annotation, biological process: protein palmitoylation. The record is from RefSeq and is a predicted model, not a curated record. Bases 1 to 2280 code for a protein of 759 amino acids. NCBI's taxonomy places the organism in Eukaryota, Fungi, Ascomycota, Saccharomycetes, Saccharomycetales, Saccharomycetaceae. Gene Ontology annotation, cellular component: Golgi membrane. The transcript has a single exon.
AUGAAUGAAGCUAAUGACGUUGAUUCGAUAAAAGGGGAUGUUUCCGAUCAAACUGAACUGGAUGAUAUCUCGGUUUCAUCUGUGAAGCCUCUGGUAUCGCAAGACGAUGAAAUAGUGUCCCAAAUAUCUGACUCAACUGAACAUAUGACAGAGAGAGAACAAGAUAUACAAGGCCAAAUCCCUGAAGAUUCCAUAAUUGGCAGCUAUAGAGUUGCCUGUCAAAGUAAUGAUAUAGACACGGUUAAAGAGUUAAUAGAGUCAGGAGCAGUUGAUAUUCAUCAUGACUACAAUGACAAUGAUCACAUCACUGGUCUUCAUUGGGCCUGUGUUAAUAACAGAUUUGCUAUUUCUCAAUACCUGAUUAAAAAAGGAGCUGAUGUGAAUAAGAAAGCAGGCAAGUUAAAUGCAACCCCAUUACAUUGGGCAGCAAGUUAUGGAUACGUUCAUAUAGUUGACUGCUUAUUGAAGCAUGGAGCUGAUCCAACAAUUGUGGAUGAUCAAGGGUUUAAUUUAUUACAUCUAUCUAUAAAUAGCUCUAAUAUUAUGUUGGUAAUCUAUGUGCUGUAUUUUGUUGUUGAUAAAGGCAUCAUUGAAGUUGAUUGUCAAGAUCCUAACGGUAGAACGCCAUUACUCUGGGCAGCUUAUCAAGGGGAUUCAUUGUCAAUAAAGAUGUUACUAAGUUUUGGUGCCAGCACAAAAAUAGUUGAUAAUACUGGAUUUACACCUCUUCAUUGGGGUGUAGUUAAAGGCCAGCCUCAUGUCCUGAAAUAUUUAAUUAAGGAUGGUGCUGAUUUUUUUGCUAAAACCAAUGAUGGGAAAGAUUGUUUUGCAAUUGCAGAAGAAAUGAACACAACAUAUUUUUUGAGAGAAGCUUUGGAUCAUUGUGGUUUUACGAAAGAUGGCUUUCUAAAGAAGAAACUAUUUAAGAAAAGUUUCCAUGCUAAAAUUUUAACAUUUUUUCUUCCGUGGAUAUUAUUGGGGUCGAUCACAUUUCUUUUCUCUCAUAUUCACCCAUUAUUUGCACUUAUAAUUACAUUGAUCUUAUUAAUAAUUACAAAUCAACUUUUACAAAGAGUCUUAAUCCCAUGUUACACAGUUACGACUAAUAAUACCAUAUCUUUAAUACAGACACCUUUGUUUGCAGGGUUGUUUGCAGGUAGUGUUUUUUGGCUAUCAUCUGUUUGGAUUACCAAAGUGUUCUUAACUACUGUUACACUGAAGCCAUUUAGAAACAUGUCCUUGUUGAUUACAAUUUCAAUAAUAUGCAUACUAUUUGGAAAGUUAAUUACAUCAGAUCCCGGUAAUAUAUAUGAAGAAAAAGAUCAUGGUUUAGUCAGAGAAAUGGUUGAAGAACUUAUGAAGUUAGGAAAAUACGACACUAGCAACUUUUGUAUUGAGACUUUAACCAGGAAACCGUUAAGAAGCAGAUAUUCUUAUAUGAAUAAUGCUCUUGUUUCGAGAUUUGACCAUUAUUGCCCAUGGGUGUAUAAUGAUGUUGGUUUAAAAAACCAUAAAACGUUUUUAUUUUUUAUUCUAUCCAUGGAAACUGGUAUUGGUCUGUUUACGUCAUUGUGUUUAGAAUAUUUUGAUCAACUUGAGGAUCUCUAUGACGAUGAUAAAUUGAAAUGUUUAUUAUUAGGAGAUGAUGAAUUAUGUGCAGGUUUUACGCAUGAUCGUUUUAGUUUUUUAAUAAUGGCAUGGUCUGCGUUUCAAUUUCUAUGGGUAAGUUUAUUAAUAUUUGUUCAAGUUUUCCAGGUUACUAAGGGUGUUACAAGUUACGAAUUCAACAAGAUUGUCAAACAUGGAAAACAAGUUACAAACUCUUUGCCUUUCAAAGAGACAUUUAAUACCACACCGGAUAUCAGUGUCCCAAAUAAUGGAUCUUCUUCAGGUGGAGAUGAUAAUGGAACGACUGAUGGAGAAAUUGGAGACACAACAUCUUCGACAAUCCGUCACAGAAGAUCCAAUAAAAUAUGGGGCGUAUGCGCAGCUGUAUUAGGUAUUGAUCAAUGGAUUAUGGUCUUGAAAGAAACUAUUGGUCUAUUGCCAAAGAGGCAGACAAGUGAAUCCGAUAGACCAUUCAUUGUAACAAACUAUGGAAUCAAGAAUAAUUGCAUAGAUUUUUUUCUAACAAGUGAUACCUCUGCACCAAUCUGGCAAAGAUUUAUCUACGAACCAACAUCCCUUAAAGCAUUGUUGAACAAUAAUGAAGUUGAUUAUGCUACAUUAUACUCUUUGCCCUCUAUAGGUACAACAGACGAUGUUUCAACAAUUGUAUAA